Molecule: messenger RNA, 1544 nt
Organism: Mycetomoellerius zeteki
Lineage: Eukaryota; Metazoa; Arthropoda; Insecta; Hymenoptera; Formicidae
Gene: sit
Product: stuck in traffic
Exons: 6
Coding region: 321-1247 (308 amino acids)
Biological process (GO): fatty acid elongation, polyunsaturated fatty acid; fatty acid elongation, saturated fatty acid; very long-chain fatty acid biosynthetic process
Cellular component (GO): endoplasmic reticulum membrane
Molecular function (GO): fatty acid elongase activity
Source: RefSeq, a predicted model, not a curated record
UGAGAACGAACACUGCGAAAGUCAUCUCGUAGGAAGAUCGGCCAGUGUAGAGAUUGGUGACAUUUCAAUCCUUUUCUGAGAAUUAACAAAAAUCCUUUUUUUUCAUCGUCCUAUCGUGAAACGGAAAUUAUUGUUAAUUCGAAACUCGGAUCGCGUUGCAUCCUUAUCUUCCUGUGUGUCGCGCGAUCUUACAAGAAGAGAGAAGAACGCUCAAAGUCGCGUGAGUUCGCUUGAGUGAACUGCGCGAAGUAUCCUAUGAUGAACUAGUGAAUCUUAUCGUCACGUGAUCUCGCGAGUUAAGUUCAAAAGUUAACUUCAAAAUGAACAUCACCACGUCGCCGAUUGACAGGAUGUCUAACAUCUAUAACAACUCCGUAGUGCGAUACUGGCAAUUUCUAUUCCACGACUUAUCUGAUCCUCGAACUAGGGACUGGUUUCUCAUAUCAUCGCCCGUACCCGGUCUUAGCAUCUUGAUUGGCUAUCUUUAUUUUGUAUUGUCAUGGGGUCCGAGAAAUAUGGAACACCGAAAGCCGUAUCAGUUAAAAAACACUCUAGUCGUAUAUAACUUCUUACAGAUUCUUCUUAGCACAUGGUUAUUUAAAGAAGGCUUGGAAGGAAUAUUUUUCCAUAAUUAUAGCUUUACAUGCGAGGGGGUGGAUUUUUCGUACAAACCAUAUCCUCUAAAAGUCGCAAGAGGCGUUUACGUUUACUUUCUGGCGAAACUCACAGAGCUUCUCGACACGGUAUUCUUCGUAUUGCGCAAGAAGGAUAAGCAAAUCACUUUUCUUCAUAUGUAUCAUCACACUGUGAUGCCAAUGAUAUCGUGGGGCGCUACAAAGUAUUAUCCCGGUGGUCACGGCGUUUUUGUAGGAAUUAUGAAUAGCUUCGUGCAUAUUAUCAUGUACACUUAUUAUCUCCUGGCAGCAUUGCUACCUCACGAUCUGCAAAAACAGUAUCUCUGGUGGAAGAAGUACAUUACUACUCUUCAAAUGUCCCAAUUCUGUGUGGCCUUCCUACACAACUGCCUAUUGUUAUUCUACGACUGCAACUAUCCGAAAUGGUCGGUCAUUCUGGUGUUGCCGAACGCGAUGUUCUUCUAUUUCCUGUUUUCGGACUUCUAUAAUAAUGCUUAUACUUCCAAGAAGGAAAAUGGCGCAGUGCCGUCGAUUCAGAACUCGGUCAAAGCGAAUGGCGUCGCGGAGAAAGUGAGCGACGAGAUACCGAACGGAAAAAGGAAAAGCGAUUAAAUGGGUGCAGCCGAGGAAGGAAACGAUGCGAUUGCAAUAAGAUGGUCACUACCAUUUCACUUGACUCGCAAUCCCGCUAUCCUGCUAUUAUAGACGACGUAUCAACUGUAUUUCCUGCUGGGAUGUUCAAACACACGUAAAAAGACAAAAUGUAAAUUAAAAAACGUAAAGACGUCCAGACAUUCGCGUAAAUUGAACACAUCUGACUAUUUGACAAUUAAAUUUUCAAACUUUUUAUGUUUUAUUUUUUUAAUUUAUAAACAAAAGCGAUCCAUUCAUUACGUAUCUUCUUAUACG